This is a messenger RNA of Coregonus sp. 'balchen', 873 nucleotides long. The record is from the annotation of a GenBank genome assembly. NCBI's taxonomy places the organism in Eukaryota, Metazoa, Chordata, Actinopteri, Salmoniformes, Salmonidae.
UGGUGUGCUGCUGGCUCAUUAGGGGUUGCAGAGUGGUGUGCUGCUGGCUCAUUAGGGGUUGCAGAGUGGUGUGCUGCUGGCUCAUUAGGGGUUGCAGAGUGGUGUGCUGCUGGCUCAUUAGGGGUUGCAGAGUGGUGUGCUGCUGGCUCAUUAGGGGUUGCAGAGUGGUGUGCUGCUGGCUCAUUAGGGGUUGCAGAGUGGUGUGCUGCUGGCUCAUUAGGGGUUGCAGAGUGGUGUGCUGCUGGCCCUUAGGGGUUGCAGAGUGGUGUGCUGCUGGUUCAUUAGGGGUUGCAGAGUGGUGUGCUGCUGGCUCAUUAGGGGUUGCAGAGUGGUGUGCUGCUGGCUCAUUAGGGGUUGCAGAGUGGUGUGCUGCUGGCCCUUAGGGGUUGCAGAGUGGGUGUGCUGCUGGCUCAUUAGGGGUUGCAGAGUGGUGUGCUGCUGGCUCAUUAGGGGUUGCAGAGUGGUGUGCUGCUGGCUCAUUAGGGGUUGCAGAGUGGUGUGCUGCUGGCCCUUAGGGGUUGCAGAGUGGUGUGCUGCUGGCCCUUAGGGGUUGCAGAGUGGUGUGCUGCUGGUUCAUUAGGGGUUGCAGAGUGGUGUGCUGCUGGCUCAUUAGGGGUUGCAGAGUGGUGUGCUGCUGGCUCAUUAGGGGUUGCAGAGUGGUGUGCUGCUGGCUCAUUAGGGGUUGCAGAGUGGUGUGCUGCUGGCUCAUUAGGGGUUGCAGAGUGGUGUGCUGCUGGCUCAUUAGGGGUUGCAGAGUGGUGUGCUGCUGGCUCAUUAGGGGUUGCAGAGUGGUGUGCUGCUGGCUCAUUAGGGGUUGCAGAGUGGUGUGCUGCUGGCUCAUUAGGGGUUGCAGAGUGGUGUGCUGCUGGCCCU